This is a messenger RNA of Gigantopelta aegis, 415 nucleotides long. Its product is annotated as 60S ribosomal protein L37a. NCBI's taxonomy places the organism in Eukaryota, Metazoa, Mollusca, Gastropoda, Neomphalida, Peltospiridae. Gene Ontology annotation, molecular function: structural constituent of ribosome. The record is from RefSeq and is a predicted model, not a curated record. The coding region runs from base 100 to 378 and encodes 92 amino acids. The transcript is spliced from 4 exons. Gene Ontology annotation, biological process: translation. Gene Ontology annotation, cellular component: ribosome.
ACUUGGUGCUUUCUUGACUGCUUCUCAAAAUUGCUGCGCCACGAUAAUAACCGGUUGAUAACCGGUCAACUUCCUUUUCCGUUCUCCAUACACAGCAAAAUGGCCAAGCGUACAAAGAAGGUUGGCAUUGUGGGUAAAUAUGGUACCCGUUAUGGAGCCUCCUUGAGAAAGACUGUGAAAAAGAUGGAAAUCUCCCAGCACAGUAAAUACACCUGUCAGUUUUGUGGAAAGGAUGCCAUGAAGAGAAAAGCUGUUGGAAUCUGGGGCUGUUCCAAAUGCAGGAAAGUGGUUGCUGGUGGUGCAUGGGUUUACAGCACAACGGCAGCAGCAACAGUACGCAGUGCAAUCCGUCGUCUGCGUGAAAUGAAGGAAUCUUAAACUGUUACAGUGCUGUUAAUAAACUCGUCUGGGUCAA